CAUCCUUCUUCACCCUCCAUUCCCAAUUAACCAAGCCAAAAAGAAGAAGAAGAAAAUGGGUUCCCUCCCUCACAUAGUAGAAGAUUGCUUGGGCGUCCUCCAAGUCUUUAGCGACGGUUCGAUCAACCGUUGCUCUUUAACGGACAUAAACUUCAACAUUCCGGUCAUUGAUGACGGCUCCGUGGGCUUCAAAGACAUCACUUUCGACAAAACACACAGACUUUCCCUUCGUUUAUACAAACCCAAAUCGACAAACCAAGAUUCCAAGCUCCCCGUGGUGUUCUACUUCCACGGUGGCGGCUUCUGUGUUGGCUCACACGUGUGGCCAAACUGCCACAAUUGCUGCAUCCGCCUGUCGUCGGGGCUCCAGGCCCUUGUGGUAUCUCCCGACUAUAGGCUCGCUCCAGAGCACAAGCUUCCGGCCGCGAUUGACGAUGCAGUGAGUGCAGUGGAGUGGCUGCAAAGGGAGGCUUCGGGAGAGAGCACGAAUAACUGUGAUGCAUGGAUUCGUGGUACAGCUGACUUCGACCGGGUUUUUGUAUUGGGUGACUCUUCAGGUGGGAAUAUGGCUCACCACCUGGCGGUUCGGUUCGCGACGGGGUCGAUCAAGCCGGCUCCGAUUAGGGUACGCGGGUUUGUGCUGCUGGCGCCAUUUUUUGGUGGGGCGGAAAGGACAAAGUCAGAGGAAGGUCCUUGUGAGGUAUUGUUGAGUUUGGAAAUACUUGACAGGUUUUGGAGGCUUUCGAUGCCAGUAGGAGAAACCAGAGACCAUCCAAUGGUCAACCCAUUUGGACCAAACAGUCCAAACCUUGAGAAGGUGGCCCUUGAUCCCAUCUUGGUUAUCGUGGGUGGCAAUGAACUGUUGAAAGAUAGGGUGGAGAGCUACUGGAGAAAGUUAAAAGAUUUGGGAAAGAAAAUUGAGUAUGUCGAAUUUGAAGGAGAGCAACAUGGUUUUUUAACUAAUGAUCCAUACUCAGAAGUCUCAAAUGAAGCUUUGCAAAUUAUUAAAAGAUUUAUGACCGAAAACUCCAACUGAUUAAGGCACCAUCUGUAUGCAUGCAUGUGAUAUUGUUGGAAGUGUUUCCAGCUCUUUAAUUUAUUCUGAAGUGUUUGAGCUUGUAUGUUUGUAUGCAAGAAUUUGUAGGUGUAGCUAGCAACUUGCUUUUUCUGAAUAUGAGCAAGCAAUAAGUAUUAAUAUUUAUCAUGAAAAGUUGUAUGUAUGUAUGUAUUUAUGUUUUAUGUUGUAUGUUAUGGGAGUAAAUAAUGAGUAAUAAUUCCCUGUAGAGACUGGUACGAUUCAAUUCAACACUUUGUUCGUUAGGGUUUGAUUGUGUCGUAGCUCUAUGAUUGGGAUUAGGUUUAUCGUUGGAUGAACUGCAUUGCUAAUAUUGACCCUAAAAA
This is a messenger RNA of Pyrus x bretschneideri (Chinese white pear), 1401 nucleotides long. RefSeq names its product probable carboxylesterase 15. The record is from RefSeq and is a predicted model, not a curated record. The coding region runs from base 56 to 1036 and encodes 326 amino acids. Gene Ontology annotation, molecular function: hydrolase activity. The transcript has 2 exons. Lineage: Eukaryota; Viridiplantae; Streptophyta; Magnoliopsida; Rosales; Rosaceae.